Molecule: messenger RNA, 225 nt
Organism: Malassezia globosa CBS 7966
Lineage: Eukaryota; Fungi; Basidiomycota; Malasseziomycetes; Malasseziales; Malasseziaceae
Exons: 3
Coding region: 1-225 (74 amino acids)
Cellular component (GO): mitochondrion
Source: RefSeq, a predicted model, not a curated record
AUGACGGCGGAUCACACUGCGUCUCUCGAGGAAAGCAAUGCCGCACGACUACCUCUUGGAUACCGCGACUCUUGCAGCGCACUAUUGAUCCCAUUGAACAAGUGCCGACGGAAGACUUUUUACGCUCCAUGGAAGUGUGAAGACGAGCGUUUCCUGCAGCGUCAGAAGAAGCUCCAGAAGCUCGUGGCUGAAAAGGCCAACGAGGCAGCGGCAGAGGACCUUUAG